UCACUUCUUGCCGGCCUAUCAGGCGUGCGCGGUCGUCACCGGCUUUCUCAUUCGGACAAUGCGCGCUCGGCAUUAUGCUGUUGUGCUCUAAGGGGCGAGACAGUUCGCCUCACCCACCCUGAUCAGCCAAUCAGAGGCGAGACGGUACGUGUGGCGAUGAGAGGCAGAGACGCACUCCCGCCUGACAGUCGAGCCAAUCAGACGCCGAUGCUUCACCCGAUCGUCCUUACAUUGCACACUGUCUCAACACGCGUCUAG
Protopolystoma xenopodis is the source of this 258-nucleotide messenger RNA. The record is from the annotation of a GenBank genome assembly. NCBI's taxonomy places the organism in Eukaryota, Metazoa, Platyhelminthes, Monogenea, Polystomatidea, Polystomatidae.